Messenger RNA from Lecanosticta acicola, 2645 nucleotides. The record is from the annotation of a GenBank genome assembly. Lineage: Eukaryota; Fungi; Ascomycota; Dothideomycetes; Mycosphaerellales; Mycosphaerellaceae.
AUGGCUGGUAAGCAGAUCCACCCAUCACAUGCAGACGGCGUUGCGCUGGUUUUACCAGACCGCGUCGUCUCAUGCUGAAACAAAACCAAGAGAAACCACAUACUGACAGCGACACAGAUGAACCGCGGCGCUCCGGUCGAGCGACCAAGGGACAGCAUAAGAAUGCAUCCUCUUCCCCAGCGCCCAACCCUAAACCCACCAAAGCAGCUGUGAAGAGCAAGCCUGCUGCUGAAAAGCCCAAGGCGAAGUCCAAGUCGAAAUCGAAAGAGCCUGAACCACAAAGCGAUGAGGAUGAGGACGGCGACAUCCGCUGUAUCUGCGGCGAUACUGAUCCCGAAGACAAGCGCACCUUCAUUGGGUGCGACGCGUGCACGGUUUGGCAGCACAGCGUGUGUAUGGGCGUGCCUGAGAACGAUGCCGAUGUCCCGGAUCACUACUUCUGCGAGGAGUGCAGACCUGAGGAACAUGCAGAAACCGUUCAAGCCUUGGAGAAUGGCGAAAAGAUCUGGGAGACGCGAAAUAGGAUAUACCAGAACGAGAAGAAGAUGAGCAAAAACCGGAAGAGCAAGAGCAGAGGCGACAAUGGGAAGCCAGGCUGGCUCAAGAAGGACAACUUCGUCAAGCCUGCCGAGCCUGAAGCAGAAGCAACCGAAGAUCCUGCCCCAGCAAAGGAACAGACUCCACCAGCGACCAAUGGCGAAAAGGAGACGGCAGGCAACAAGCGAAAACGAGAGGACACUAAGGAGGAAGAGGAGCAGCCGGCCGCUGCAGAAGAGAAGCCAGCGCGAUCUGGUAGGCAGGACAAGAAGAGGAAAUCUGCUGCUGCUUCCGAGAGCAAAGCCGCCGCUUUGCAGGACACAGAUACAGCGCUGGUGAAGAUUGAGAACUUACCUAAAGACCGUCAAAGCGUCGCGCAAGCGCUGAAUAAGAUCAUCACAGCAGAUCUCAAGCAGCGUGUCAGCUCCGGCGUGCAGUUUCCUUCCAGAGGCACUCCAGAGCAGUUCGGAGAGCAUCACGCGGCAAGGAUCGAGUACGCAAUGCACAUGAACCAUACAUCGGGCUCGCCGGCCUACAAGCAGCAGUUUAUGGCCUUGAACGCGAACCUGAAGAAGAACAAAAUACUCAUUGAGCGGUUGAUGGACGGCUCGCUGACGGCAGACGAGCUCUCAAUCAUGCCCAGCAGUGACAUGGCGAGCGAGGAGCAGCAGCGCGAACGAGCUGCUAUGAAGGAAGCUCUUGACCGCCAGGCCAUCGCGGUACAGGAGGAGGGACCAAAGUACAAGCAAGAUCACAAGGGCUUCCAUCUGAUAGAGGAUGGUGCGCACACUGACGGAGCUGCGGAGGCCCAACCGGCUGCGGCGAGAAGUAGUGUUUCACGGGCUCAGGCUGGCUCCCCUGCCAAUCAAGCGCCACUCAUCAUCGACACCAGCAAGCAAACAGACGCGGCACAGGACCGUCGUCCCUCAAGUCAACAAUUUGACAUGAACAACAUCUGGGCGAAGACGGCACAAUCACCGACUAAUACUGCCGGACCACGCCCGGCCGCACCUCCUGUCCGUCGUCCAAGCUCUGCUCAGACUGCCCAUAAUAAUGGAGCUAAGGACGAUCCUGACAUUGAUCGGAUGCUUGAAGACGACGAUGGCUCCUACUCGCCUACGGCUGGCAUAGGCACGGAUGCUGUGGUCUGGCGUGGAAAGCUGAUCCAAGGGCAACGCGAAGAAGAAUCACCCACCGUGAACGCUCGCUUUGUCGCUGGCCGUGACUUAGCAUCUACUGUAUCGUGGCAAGAUCUCCUUCCAAGUAAGCUCUCAAUCGAUGGGCGACUCGCAGUUGCCAAGGCCGAGGAGUACCUGUGUGGACUGAGAUGGAGCCACACCAGCGACGUGGCAGUCCUCGCACUCACACCGUACGACAAUGCGGAGGCUUUCAACAGUCUGUUCGAUUAUUUCAAGAGUCGCGAGAGGUACGCGGUCGUGGAGAAGGACAAGCCCUCAAUGGUCAAGGACCUCUACAUCAUUCCGCUCGACAACGAAACAAAGUUUCCUGAGCAUGUCGAAAUGCUGGAGCAUUGCACAAUCAAGAAGCCGAUCGAAGACAGGAUGCUGCUGGCUACUAUGGUGGUCGCGCGUGCACCAAACUCGCCUCCUCAGGAUGGCACGCCUUCGCAGCAGCCACCGGCGAAUGGCCACCUUCCACCGCACGUUAGGAACAGCAUCGGUGGUCCUGCUGGCUCGCCGCUCAACACACAGAAUGCAACUUUCCCACUGCCUCAGGCCGGUGCGUAUACCUAUUCCCUUACACUGCUGGACUACAUAUGCUGACUUUCUAUAGGCUACGGUGCACCGCCUUCACAAGGCAGCAUCCCGCCAAACCCCUACAGCCCCCAACUACCACAGCAACAAGUAGUCUACCCUAUUCCUGGAUUGACUCAACCUCAGGGACUUCAACCGCACCCGAACCCGGAAGUUACUCAGAUCCUUGGUAACCUGCAAUAUACUCCGUCGGCGCAGAGGAUCCUUAAUGAGGCGCAGACUGUUACAACGGAGCAGCUGAAUAACCUCAAACUGAUCUUGGAGGAGGACAUUGUCGCUAGGACCGAUUUCAACCAUCUGACGAACAAGCUCUUCGCACAGCGAUCAUCGUAG